UAGUAGUACAAAAUACAGACUCUGCUACAGCCUAAAAGGACGAGAGUUUCUCUUCGCAAAAAACCUUUAAAACCCUUUUUAUUACCCUUUUCAAAAAAUUUCACACACUUCACCAAAACGCAAAUCAAUCCCUCCCUUAUUUCUUUUCCGGCGAAACCCUCACCGUGGUUUCGUUUUCUCUCACUUUUCCGGCGAUUUUUUUCGUUGCAUCGAGGGCGCAAUGUUCACGCCGCAGAGAAAGGCGUGGCCGGCCGCGGCGGCGUUCACUCCCCUUCGGGGCGGUUCCGCCUCCGCGAAGGGCAAGGCCGUCGCCGAGGGUCCUCCGCCGCCGCCGUUGGGGUCUCUGACGGAAACCACCGUUGCGGUGGGGCUUGACGCCGCGGGGGACGCCGAGGACUGGAAACGGUUCACCAAGUUAGGGUUGCUGGACGAGGCUGUGAUGCAGCGGAAGGACCACGAAGCGCUCGUGGAGAAGGUUUCUAGGCUCGAAAGAGAGCUUUUUGACUACCAAUACAACAUGGGCCUCCUAUUGAUUGAGAAGAAAGAAUGGAAUUCAAAGUUUGAUCAGCUGAGGCAAGAACUAGCUGAAACUGAAGAGAUUCUAAAACGAGAACAGUCAGCACAUUUAAUUGCAUUAUUUGAAGUUGAGAAGCGAGAGGAAAAUUUGAAGAAAGCAUUAAGCACAGAGAGGCAAUGUGGGGCUGAUCUUGAGAGAGCUCUGCGUGCAAUGCAAGAAGAGCAUGCCCAAGUCAAGUCUUCCUCUCAUACAAAGCUAGCUAAAGCUAACGCAUUGGUUGAUGGAAUUGAAGAGAAGUCUUCGGUGGUUGACAAGAAACUGCUUGAUGCAGAAGCUAAGCUUGCUGAGAUAAACAGAAAAAAUGCAGAGCUGGAUAUGAAAUUGCGACAGGUGGAUGUUCGUGAAAGUUUGCUUCAAAAGGAGCGUUUGUCUUUAGCUACUGAUCGAGAAUCAUUUGAGGCAACAUUCUACAAACAAAGGGAAGAUUUGAAGGACUGGGAAAGGAAGCUAAAGCAAAGAGAAGAUAUGCUAUGUGAUGGUAGGCAAAAUCUUGGUGAGAAAGAAGAAAAGAUAGUUGAAACUGAGAAGAACCUUAAGCAGAAAGAAAGAGACCUUGAAGUGUUGGAGAAGAAAAUUGAUUCAUCUAAUUCUUUAGUGAAAGAAAAGGAAGCUGAGAUAAUCCAAAGAGUAGCAGAUUUAGAUGUGGAAGAGAAGAAAGUGAAUUCUUUAAAGAGCAUGCUGGAGAUGAAAGAGAAAGAAUUGCUUGCACUGGAACUAAAGCUUAGUGCUAGAGAAAGAGAGGGGAUCGAGAAGCUCCUUGGUGAACAAAAGGCUACUCUGGAUUUAAAGUUGCAGCAGGUUGAACUUGAAAUGGAACAAAAGCAGAAAUCCCUCGUUGAGGAGUUUAGCAGCAAGGAGGAAGCCUUGGAGCAGAGGGAGGUCGAAGUCAACCAUAGGGAAAAAAAGGUUGGAAAAGAAGAGCAGGCCUUGAAUAAGAAGGCUGAGAGAAUAAAGGAGCAAAAUAAGGAGAUUGAAGCAAAGUUGAAAUCCUUAAAGGAGAAAGAAAAGACUAUGAUAAUUAAAGAGAAAGAGUUGGAGAAGGAAAAACAACAACUGCUUGCUGACCGGGAGAGCCUGGAGAAUUUAAAUGCUGAACUUGAGAAGAUGAAAGCUGAGAUUUCUCAGAAGGAGUUGCAAAUAUGCCAAGAGACUGAGAAUUUGAAGCUUACUGAAGAUGAUAGGGCAGAGCAUUCUCGUUUGCAAUUGGAACUAAAACAGGAGAUAGAGCAUACCAGAUUGCAGAAGGACUUUAUUAUGAAGGAAGCUGAAAACUUAAGGGAGGAGAGACAGAGGUUUGAGAAAGAGUGGGAAGUGCUGGAUGAAAAAAGAGCAGAAAUUACUAAUAAGCAGCAUGGUAUUGAUAUGGAGAAAGAAAGUUUAAGAAAAUUUCAGAACAGUGAAGAAGAAAGGUUGAAAAGUGAGAAACAACAUAUGCAAGAUCAUAUAAAGAAAGAACUGGAGAUGCUUGAAUCGGAGAAGGAAUCAUUUAGAGAUUCAAUGAAGCAAGAGAAACAUCUUUUGUCUGAAAAGGUGAAAAAUGAAAAGGCACAAAUGCUUCAAGAUUUUGAAUUGAAGAUGAGGAAUCUUGAGAAUGAAAUCCAGAAAAGACAGGAGGAAAUGGAGAAAGACUUGCAGGAAAGGGAGAGAAACUUUCAGGAGGAGAUGCAAAGAGAGCUUGAUAAUAUUAAUAACUUGAAGGAUGUUACUGAGAAGGAAUGGGAAGAAGUGAAGGCUGAGGGGAUUAGGUUAGAAAAUGAGAGGAAGGUACUUGAGUCGAACAAGCAGCAACUGAAGUCAGGCCAACAUGAGAUGCAUGAAGAUUCUGAAAUGCUUAUGAAUCUCAGCCGGAAGGUUAAGAAGGAACGUGAGCGCCUUGUUGCUGAAAGAAAACAUUUUCUUGAACUUGUUGAGAAGCUAAGGAGUUGCAAGGGCUGUGGUGAAGUUGUUAGGGAUUUUGUUGUAUCUGAUAUUCAGUUACCUGACUUUAAGGAAAGAGUGGCCAUUCCCUCACCUAUCUCCCCUGUUCUGAAUGACAAUCCUCCUAAGAACUCCCAGGACAAUAUAGCUGCUUCUGAGUUUAACAUCUCUGGAUCUGUAAAGCCUGUGUCUUGGCUCCGUAAAUGCACAACCAAGAUUUUCAAUCUGUCCCCAAGUAAAAGAGCUGAUGCUGUUGGUGCUUUAGACAUGCCUGGGACAUCACCACUGUCAGAUGUCAAUUUUAGUGUAGAGAACAUAGAUGAGGAGCUGCCUACAUCUCUUCCUAAUAUAGGAGCUAGAGUUAUUUUUGACGAACGUCAACCAGCAGGUGGGAUGGCACAUCACUCUUCAGAUACACCACACCUCCAAUCUGAUAACAUUGGUAAAGAGGUUGGUGAUGAAUACUCUCUAUCCGUGGGUGAUCACAGCCGCGUGGAUAGUUUUGUAGAUGGAGAUCCAGGUGAUUCGCAGCAGUCUGUUCCAAAGCUUGGUCGGCGCAAACCUGGGAGGAAAAGCAAAUCUGGAAUUGCUAGAACACGCUCAGUGAAGGCUGUUGUUGAAGAGGCCAAGGAGUUCCUAGGAAAAGCCCCAAAGAAAAUAGAAAAUGCAAGCUUGCAGUCUCUCAAUACUGAUCAUAUCAGAGAAGACAGUCGAGAAGACUCCAGUCACACUGAGAAAGCCAUUGGUAACACUAGAAGGAAACGGCAACGGGCACAAACUUCUAGGAUUACAGAAAGUGAGCAGAAUGCUGGUGAUAGUGAAGGACAAUCAGAUAGUAUUACAGCUGGUGGGCGCAGGAAGAAGAGGCAAACAGUUGCUCCACUGACGCAAGUUACUGGGGAGAAGCGAUACAAUCUCAGGCGGCAUAAGAUCAGUGCAGGCAAAGAUUCAUCAACACAGAACAUAUCAAAUGCAACAAAGAGUGUGGAGAAAGAAGCUGCUGCUGGUAAACUGGAGGGUGAUAAAAACACCCCUGAAGUUGUUGAAACUUCAUUAGCAGUAGAUGAUGACAAUGUACAAGACACAAACCUGGUGCAGGUCUCGACAGUAAAGACUGUGGAGUUCUCAGAUCAUAGAGCUGUUAGGUUUGAACUACCAAAAGAUGUUGUUGAUGACAAUGCUGCUGCAACUGAGACUCUGAAUCGUGUGGAGGAAAAUGGUACACCAGAAUAUCAAGAUGAAGAUGGAAGCACAAUCCAUGAAGUUGAAAAUGAUGAUGAUGAUGAGGAGGAGGAGGAAGAGGAGGAACAUCCGGGUGAGGUGUCCAUUGGAAAGAAGAUCUUCAGAUUUUUUACAACGUGAUGGAAGUAGUUAUAUCACAAAUAGAUAUACAUAUGUCAUCAUUCCUUAUUUAGGAGAUUAGGCAUGUAAUAUUACUUCGGAGUAACUUCCAUGUUUGUUUUGGCAUUUAUUACUGGCAGAUGAGAAGCAUUGUUCUGCUGCCUGUGUUCUCAAUAACUGUUCUCUUGCGAAAAGAUUUGCUGCUUAAGAAAGGAUGGUGCUUGCUUCUUCCCAAAAUUGAACUAAAGGGGUGAAUCCAUCUGUAUCACGUAUUAAACUUCAGUAUUAAUGUUUGCAUUAAUUGAUAAAAUUAAGCAAGUACUUCGA
Glycine soja is the source of this 4162-nucleotide messenger RNA. Its product is annotated as protein CROWDED NUCLEI 3-like. Lineage: Eukaryota; Viridiplantae; Streptophyta; Magnoliopsida; Fabales; Fabaceae. Gene Ontology annotation, biological process: nucleus organization. The record is from RefSeq and is a predicted model, not a curated record. Gene Ontology annotation, cellular component: nucleus. The transcript has 8 exons. Bases 221 to 3856 code for a protein of 1211 amino acids.